CAAGGAUCUGCGUACGUGCGCGCGCUGGUGAGAGUGGAGACGCCAGUGCUCACGGUGUGUUAUGUUGAGGAUGCUGAAACCCACAAGGACUUUCCAUGAAUUGACAAGUACGUGUGCUGUUAUCGCAUUUUAGCGCAUUCUCGUCGGUUAAACGCAAAUGAUGAACGCCAUGGUGGAGUUGGAACCGGUUGUUUGGAACUUUACGCUCAAAUUAGACAACAGCACGCGCGCUAAUGAGACAGUAGCAGGAUACCCAGCAGAUGAGUAUUAUAACAUUGUUCACGUCACGGAAACCAAAAUUCUCCCUGCAUUUAUUGGAUUUUUGUGCUCAACCGGGCUUGUUGGAAAUAUUCUUGUUUUGGUGACUAUUUUAAGGUCUGCCAAAAAGACAGUGCCAGAUGUGUAUGUGGGGAAUUUGGCUGUGGCCGACCUGGUCCACGUGACGGUCAUGCCGUUCCUGAUUCACCAGUGGGCGCGUGGAGGGCACUGGGUGUUUGGCAGCACGCUCUGCACCAUCAUCACCUCUCUUGAUAACUGCAACCAGGUGGCGUGCGCUGCAGUCAUGACCGCUAUGAGUCUGGACAGAUACCUGGCCCUUGUUCAUCCAUUUCGCCUACUGAGUCUGAGGACCAGAUCCAGGACAAUCCGUAUUAACCUGUUUGUGUGGGCGGCCUCUUUCAUCAUGGUUCUACCUGCCUGGGUUCAUACCAAAGUGAUCCGCUUCAGGGACGGGCUGGAAAGCUGUUCCCUUAACCUGGUCUCUCCCAAAGAAGUGCUCUGGUAUACACUCUACCAGACUGUGACCUCCUUCUUUCUGCCAUUACCUCUCAUUCUCAUCUGCUAUAUACUGAUUCUCUGCUACACCUGGAGAAUGUAUCAAAAGAACAAAAAGGCUCACAGGUAUAACACCAGCCUGCCUCGAGAGCGUGUGGUCCGCCUCACUAAAAUGGUCCUGGUUCUUGUAGCAGUUUUCCUGGUCAGUGUUGGGCCAUACCACAUCCUGCAGCUGGUUAACCUGAGCAUACCUCGCCCCUCCUUAGCUUACCACACCUGCUACUACCUGUCUGUGUGCCUGAGCUACGCCGCCAGCAGCAUAAACCCCUUCAUAUACAUUCUGCUGAGCGGACACUUCCGCCACAGGCUGGUCUGUCGAGAUACACCCAGCAUGCCAAGUGUGGAACGGGAAAUCCAGGCCCCUCGCUCCAGUUUUUAAGCUGAAUUCACACUGAAAUGCACAUACUGUAGCACUGCAAUGAACAAAUCAUUGCACUAGCCUUUGUUGGUAUAGGCAAAGCAUGAUUGUUUUGGAGAAAGAUUCCUGUUCUUUCUUUUCAUUUCUAAUUGUUUUGAA
Molecule: messenger RNA, 1351 nt
Organism: Carassius carassius (crucian carp)
Lineage: Eukaryota; Metazoa; Chordata; Actinopteri; Cypriniformes; Cyprinidae
Product: melanin-concentrating hormone receptor 2-like
Exons: 5
Coding region: 158-1213 (351 amino acids)
Biological process (GO): neuropeptide signaling pathway
Cellular component (GO): membrane; neuron projection
Molecular function (GO): neuropeptide binding; G protein-coupled receptor activity
Source: RefSeq, a predicted model, not a curated record